AUGAUGAACUUUGUAAUUUCUGUGCCUGUAAGGAUACAUAUGAGCAUUUCUUUAUAGAAUGUAGAAAAAUAAAACGAGUCUGGGAAAUAAUAGAUAACACAUGCUUCCUCAAAUUGAAAAGAAAGAUAGAAUUUAAGCACGAUAUUAUUUUUGGAUAUAAGGACGAGGACAAAACGGUUGAAAGGAAAAUUAAUCUUAUGUUAAUGGUUGGAAAACAUGUGAUAAGCAAAUACAAAUGUGGUCUAUAUAGUUACAAUGUUGAAUGUAUGUUAGAACAUGAGAUGAGACUAAGAAACUUGUAAUAUUGUAAAGUGUUAUAAUGAUUGUAUGAUUGAUA
Molecule: messenger RNA, 337 nt
Organism: Owenia fusiformis
Lineage: Eukaryota; Metazoa; Annelida; Polychaeta; Sabellida; Oweniidae
Source: the annotation of a GenBank genome assembly